AUGGCUUCUUCAUCGAAACCCAAAAGGAAAUACGACGUCUUCUUGAGUUUCAGAGGCGUGGAUCUGCGCAACAACUUUGUCAGUCAUCUCUACAAAGUUUUAGAUCAAAAUGGAAUAUACACUUUUAUUGAUAGAGAGGAACUGAGGAAGGGAGAUCAAAUAUCGCCGGCGCUUAUGGAGGCCAUCGAAGAAUCGUGCAUCGCAAUUAUUGUUUUCUCGGAAGAUUACGCUUCCUCUCGAUGGUGCUUAGAAGAGUUGGCGAAGAUUAUGGAGUGUAAGGAGCAAAAGGACCUCACCGUUCUACCACUUUUUUAUAAAGUGGAUCCAAGAGAAGUGAGAGGGGGGAGAGAGAGUUACGGGAGAGCUCUGGCUAAGCAUGAGUCCAAGUUCAGGAAGGAUUCGGAGAAAGUGAAGAGAUGGAAGAAAGCUCUUUUUGACGCCGGUAACUUGUCCGGGUGGCAUUUAAAUGAUGGAGAUGAGCCAGAGCUCAUACAAGGAAUUGUGAAGGAGAUCUCUACUCACCUAGACCGAACACCUUUGCAUGUUGCUAAGCAUCCGGUUGGGAUAGAUUCCCAAGUGGUUAAGCUGAUAUCAAUGUUAAACCUCAAGUCUGAUGAUGGUGUUCUCAUGGUGGGAAUAUGGGGACAGGGAGGCAUAGGGAAGACAGCUUUGGCAAAAGCCCUUUACAAUGCUAUUCAUAGACAAUUUAAAGGUUCAUGUUAUCUAGCAAAUGUUCGAGAAACUUCAAAAGGUUGCAGGGGUUUAGCUACUUUGCAAGAAAUAUUACUAAAGGAUAUGUUAUUACUGCAGCAAAGAUUAGAAGUGUCGAAUGUCGAUGGAGGUAUUAAAAUGAUACAACGCAGACUUCGCUACAAUAAAGUUCUUCUCAUCCUUGAUGAUGUGGAUGACUUGGGCCAGUUAAAUGCUUUAGCAGGAAAUGGUGAGUGGUUUGGUAAUGGGAGUAGGAUCAUCAUUACUACAAGGGAUAAACAUUUGCUAACUUGUCAUGAGAUAGAUCAGGAUCAUGUGUAUGAAGUUAAAACACUGGAUGAUAGUGAAGCUCAUGAGCUACUUAGUAAGCACGCUUUUCUGACACACAAAAAAUUGAAAAUCAGAACAAAUCUAGUGAAAAGUGUUCUAAAUCAUGCUAAAGGCCUUCCUUUAGCACUUGAGGUGCUGGGUUCCUUCUUAUGUGGUAGAAGAGAAGAUGUAUGGGAAAGUACACUGAAUAAACUUUCUAGAAUUCCUAACAAAACUGUUAAUGAUGUGCUCAAAAUAAGUUAUGAUGGACUAGAGAAAAAUGAGAGAGAGAUUUUUCUCCACAUUGCUUGCUUCUUUAAGGGGUGGGAUAGGGAGUAUGUAAAGAAAGUCCUCGAUAGUUGCGGUUUGGAGGCAACAAUUGGAUUAGAAAUUCUCAUUGAGAGAUCCUUGAUAAAGAUGGAGCACGGAUUUGAAGGAAUCCUACAAAUACAAGCGCACGACUUGAUUCAAUUGAUGGGUAUGGAUAUCACGAACCAAGAAUGCUACGAUGAUCCCAAGAGACGCAGUAGACUAUGGUCGUAUAAUGAUGUUCUUGAUGUUCUGUCAUGCGACAAGGGAGAUUGUGCAGUAAAAGCCAUAGUGUUGGAGCUACCCAAGCUGAAAGAGAUGUACAUCGGCCCUAAUGAUUUUACAAAAAUGAGAGGGCUGAGAUUGCUCAUCAUGCGCAAUGUGCAUAAUUCUUUCCAUGGUCCUAUAUGUCUUCCUAAUGCACUAAGAUGGUUUCAAUGGGUUGGAUGUGCUCCUGGAAUUCCAGAAUUUUCCUCUGGUCCAAAGAAAUUAGUGGGACUUGAUAUGCGCAAAUGCAAUAAUAUCCCAGUACAGCCAAAUCAAUAUAAGGACUUCCAAAAUUUGAAGUACAUUAAUUUCAGUCACUGCAAGUCGCUGGUUCGCAUGCCUGACCUCUCAUGUAUUCCAAAUCUCGAGGAAUUGGAUCUCCGUAAUUGCAAAAACUUGGUAGAAGCCCACGAGUCCAUUGCAUAUCAUGACAAGUUACAAGUGUUGAAUUUAAGGGAAUGCUCUAAACUUAGUGUUUUUCCAAAUGUGCUCAAGUCCAAAAAUCUGCAAGCUCUCGAUCUUUGUGAUUGCAAAAAAUUUGAAAGGUUUCCUGAUAUUCCUAAUAAACUCGAAGCCUUGAAAGAGCUUCGUUUACGAGGGACCGCUAUUAAAGAACUUCCUGCAUCAAUAGAGAAUCUUGUCUCUUUGGAGACAAUGUAUUUAAAUUUUUGCAAGAACCUAGUAAGUCUUCCCUCUAGCAUUUAUAAGUUACAAAACCUUAAAAGCUUGCUAGUUGAGCAUUGCACAAAUUUUAUCGGGUUUCCAAAGUACGAUGAUUCAGCUGAUUCGUCCAUGAAGACCAUACUUUCAAAUUUACGCAGGUUGGACCUUUAUGGAUGUAAUCUGUCCGAAAUAGAAUUUUUUGAGAAUCUUUCCUUUUUUCCCUUCUUGAGAGAAUUGAGUUUGGGGAAGAACAAUAUUACUAGCAUUCCUACAUCCAUCAAUAAGCGUAAGCGUAUGUCCCGUUUGAAUGUUAGAAAACGCCAUCAAUUACAAGAGAUGCCCGAGCUUCCACCAUUUUUGAAUUAUCUUCUGGCGGAUGGUUGUGAAUCUGUGCAAGAAACUGGAGAUUUAACUUUAGUUCAUGAAUUUGUCCACAGAGGGUUGACCAAGGCUAAUAUUUCCCCACUUAACCAGAAAAUGCAAGUGGAGGCUUAA
Molecule: messenger RNA, 2754 nt
Organism: Syzygium oleosum
Lineage: Eukaryota; Viridiplantae; Streptophyta; Magnoliopsida; Myrtales; Myrtaceae
Product: disease resistance protein RUN1-like
Exons: 5
Coding region: 1-2754 (917 amino acids)
Biological process (GO): defense response; signal transduction
Molecular function (GO): ADP binding; protein binding
Source: RefSeq, a predicted model, not a curated record